AUGGACAAGAAAGGUGUGGGAGGAGGUGCGUGGGCUUUGGGGUAUGAACACGACGGAGAGAAGGAGGAGGAGGGCACACGUAGAUCCAUACCUCCCUCGUUCUACAUCACACUAGAUCCCAUCUUCGCGUGGACCAACCCAACCUAUCUCCCCCGUCCCCGCCCCAGAGAAAGGGUAGAGGAUGUCGGGAUGGAUGGUCUCCGGCGACUGGCCAAUCGCUCAACUUCCGUUCCACCAUCUAUGGGGAUGAACAUGGAGAUGCGUGGGGAGGAGACCUGGCGAGCGGCGGCGGUCGAACAAGGUCGUGAAGUGGGCGGCAGCUUGCCCAAAUCCGGCCAUGCCAACCGCGCGCCGGGGGCGGGUUUGGGAUCUCCGGUGGCCUUUCCAGCUCGUACUCACAAGAGCCGCUGCCUAUCGUCCAUCUUGACUGUGACAUUCGUCCACCUUCGUAGUUUUUCUCGGGCACACCUGUAA
Molecule: messenger RNA, 474 nt
Organism: Colletotrichum lupini
Lineage: Eukaryota; Fungi; Ascomycota; Sordariomycetes; Glomerellales; Glomerellaceae
Exons: 5
Coding region: 1-474 (157 amino acids)
Source: RefSeq, a predicted model, not a curated record